AUGGAGAAUCUGGAGAAUAUUGAAGACCUGCACCAAACACACAUGGGUUCAAGUACGAACCCAAUAGCUAAGUAUGGAACGAAAACAGCAUCAGGAAAUGCCCGAAUUUUUAAUUGUAAACAGUGCAAUAGAGCAUUUACUAGAGAAGAGCAUUUGACAAGACAUACAUUGCUGACACACAACAAAUUGAAGCCGUUUGUGUGUGGAAUAUGCUCGAGGCCUUUUUCCCGAAGAGACUUGCUUUUGAGACAUGCUAAGAACCUCCACCAAGGUUCCGAGUUAGCAGUAAGUAGGAUAAGGAAGCUGUACAAGAGAAGUACCAAGGAGGAGGACGAUUCGGAUGAUUCUAAUGGCCAUUCUCCCCCCACUAACAUAAAUGAUUCUACGCCAAAAUCCGAGAGUGCGAUCAACGAAAACCCGGUGGUACAGUCAAUAGAAGGAAAUAAGGAGUACGAAUCGCCCGAGAAGAAGAAGUUGAAGAUGUCUGUUAAUAUGUUAGUAAGUUAG
This is a messenger RNA of Debaryomyces hansenii CBS767, 507 nucleotides long. It is a transcript of the gene TRY4, whose product is annotated as Try4p. The record is from RefSeq and is a predicted model, not a curated record. Gene Ontology annotation, cellular component: chromatin. Gene Ontology annotation, biological process: regulation of transcription by RNA polymerase II. The transcript has a single exon. The coding region runs from base 1 to 507 and encodes 168 amino acids. Lineage: Eukaryota; Fungi; Ascomycota; Pichiomycetes; Serinales; Debaryomycetaceae. Gene Ontology annotation, molecular function: RNA polymerase II cis-regulatory region sequence-specific DNA binding; DNA-binding transcription factor activity, RNA polymerase II-specific.